Molecule: messenger RNA, 2179 nt
Organism: Epinephelus fuscoguttatus (brown-marbled grouper)
Lineage: Eukaryota; Metazoa; Chordata; Actinopteri; Perciformes; Serranidae
Product: spectrin beta chain, non-erythrocytic 4-like
Exons: 10
Coding region: 227-2179 (650 amino acids)
Biological process (GO): actin cytoskeleton organization
Cellular component (GO): cell projection; cortical actin cytoskeleton; cell junction
Molecular function (GO): actin filament binding
Source: RefSeq, a predicted model, not a curated record
UUUUCUCCAGAAAAGGGAGUCUGGUGGGGGUUGGGGUGGGUGGUGACAGUACAGGUACCUAGGCCCCUGCAGAGCAGAGCAGAGCGGUUGGCUCUUGCGUAGAGGAGGCAGGCAGGACGUCCUGUGGGAAAGGGGGGAAGAAGGGCUGGCUCGUGUGUUGAGCUCCUGAUGGUGGCUAUUUUUGUCUCCCCUAGCUGAGUGAUUGGGACAGCGGGUGGAAGAGAAGAUGCUUAUGGCCCGAGACACGGCGCGGGACGAGGCUCAAAAGCUACACAGGAAGUGGCUGAAGCAUCAGGCCUUUAUGGCGGAACUGGCCCGCAAUAAAGAAUGGCUGGCCAAGAUAGAACAGGAAGGUCAGGAGCUGAUCCAGGAGAAGCCGGAGCUGCGUUCAGUUGUUCAGCAGAAGCUGGAGGAGAUCCGAGAGUGCUGGUCUGACCUGGAGAGCACAACCAAGGCCAAGGCCCGCCAGCUCUUUGAAAACAACAAGCCUGAACCAGCAGUGAAGAGCUACUCUGACCUCGACAACCAGCUCUCCCACCUGGAACAGCAGCCCCCUCAGCUGGAACAGGCACACCAUCUGCCCACCUUCAAUGAGCAGCUCCAGAAAUUCCAGGCGAUGGAGUCUCAGAUAGGGGACUUUUACAAGGAUGUGGGAGACCUGGGAAGCUUGCAGGGGGUCUGCCUACCCCAGCGAGGGCUGAUGGGUGAUGACAGGGAAGGCAGCGAGCAGUCAGGCGGUGUAGAGACCCGCAUUGUCCGCCUCAUUGAGCCCCUGAAGGAGAGACGCCGCAUCCUGUUAGCUUCCAAAGAGAUGCAUCAAGUCGCCCAGGACCUGGAGGAUGAGAUACUGUGGAUUCAGGAGAGGCUUCCCUUGGCCUCCUGUAAGGAUUACGGGAAUAACCUCCAGAGUGUACAGCAGCACGUAAAAAAGAACCAGACACUCCAGAGGGAGCUGACAGGGCGACGGGCUCGUGUUGAGGAAGUUCUGGACCGGGCAGGGAUCAUUGCUUCGCUGAGGACUCCUGAGGUGGAGUUUGUACGUGAAGGGGCAGGGCAUGUGCGCCAGCUGUGGGAAGUUUUGCAGCUGGAGACAGAGAGGAGGUGUGUGAUGCUGGAUGCCACGCUGCAGGCUCAGCAGUACUACAGUGAGGCAGCUAAAGUGGAGUCCUGGCUGUCAGGUCAGAAACUCCAUCUGGUCAAUGAAGAAAAAGGCACAGACGAGGUGAGCACCCUGCAGCUGCUGAAGGCCCACCUGGCUCUGGAGCAAACAGUGGAAACAUAUGCAGAGACAGUAGGCAUGUUAUCCCAACAAUGCCAGCGUCUACUGGAACUUGGACACCCAGAAAGUGAGCAGAUCACCAAGCAGCAGUCCCACAUAGACCGGCUGUAUGUGUCUCUGAAGGACAUGGUGGAGCACAGGAAGACCAAGCUGGAGCAGCAGUACUGGCUCUAUCAGCUCAACAAGGAGGUGGAGGAGUUAGAGAAAUGGAUCACUGAGCGUGAGACAGUGGCCAGUUCCACUGAGCUGGGCCAAGACCUCGAGGAUGUCACGGUACUUCAGGAGAGAUUCACCAAGUUUGCCUCAGAAACCAACAGCAUUGGCCAACAGCGCAUGGAGCAGGUGAAUAAAAUGGUGAAUGAGAUGAUUGACUGCGGCCACUCAGACGCAGCCACGAUCGCAGAGUGGAAGGAUGGACUGAACGAGUCGUGGGCCGACCUCCUGGAGUUGAUGGAGACCCGCAGACAGAUGCUGGCAGCUUCGCACCAGCUGCACAAGUUCUUCACUGACUGCAAAGAGGUCUUGGCUCAGAUUGCAGGGAAGAUGAAGCAGCUGCCAGAGGUGAGGGCAUGCCAAGCCAACAUCACCAAUCCAGCCACCCUGCAGAGACUUAUGCAUUCUUUUGAACAUGCCCUUCAGCUGCUAGUUGCACAGGUGAGGCAGCUGCAGGAGAAUGCUGCCCAGCUGAGGACCAUCUAUGCUGGUGAGAAGGCUGAGGCCAUCAUGGUCAAAGAGCAGGAAGUGAUGGAGGCCUGGAGGGGGCUGCUGAGCGCUUGUGAGGCCAGUCGUGUCCAGGUCACCUCAGUAACGGACAAGGUGCAGUUCUUCUCGGUGGUGCGUGAAAACCUAAUGUGGAUGGAAGGCAUCAUGGGCCAAAUAGGAUGGGAUGAACCCAGGUAA